CGCUGCGCUGUGUGUGUGCGGAGGGGAUGGGCAGUUUGCGGACCCUGGUGUUCGUGUGUGUCGGGUGGAGCUGCUGCGGUCUGGGCUUCUCGGAGGCGCUGAGGGAGGGUCUCCGCGGACUGAGUGGGAUGUCCGGUCCGGGCGGCGGGAGGGGGGACCCCGUCACCCCCAGGAAGCCCCCCAGCCCCAAAGCUUCGGGUCUGCUCCGGGACACGGUGUCGGAGCACAUGUUGAUGCUCUACACCAAGUACAAGGACUCGGGCUAUCAGCUGAAGGAUGGAAACACGGUCCGCAGUUACAAAGCACAUUUGGGAAAUAUUGGAGAUAAAGCACUGUACAUCUUUAAUCUGACCUCCCUGACAAAAUCUGAAGAUGUCUUGUCCGCCACAUUGCAUUAUUUUGUAGGUGAUCUCGUUAAUAGUAGUGGCAUUUGCCCUUAUGCUAAAGGCUGCAGUCGUUAUUUACACCGAAAACAAGUCAACGUUCAUCUUUCAAUCUGGGGUUUUGCCUCUGCUGGCAAUGAAACCAGAACUCUGGGUCACUACAUGAUCAAUACGUCCACUCUCUACAGAGACUUUCUCUCUUGGCAAUGGAAGGACAUCACACAAGUGGUCAACAAUGCAAAAUUAAACGAUGACCUUUUGAUUGGAAUUGAGAUCACUUCAACUGUUCCGAGAUCUUGGAAACAACUCCUUUCAAACCGAUCCCCUUACAUCUUGGUGUAUGCAAAUGACAAUGCAAUUUCCGAACUGGACACUGUGGUGGGCACACUGCAAAAACAACAGGGCUCCUUUGUCGCCAUUUUGGCAAAUUUAGGAAUGUCAGUGACUGACAGGAUACCUGAAACCAGAAAGAAACGAUCGACGCACCUACUCAUGCCAUUGCACAACAAUGAAUUGCCUGGUGCAGAAUAUCAGUACAAUGAGGAUGCUACAUCGGCAGCUCGGAGGCCAUACAAAAAGAUACAUCGUCGGCCAGCAGACAGACAGAGGAAAGGAAGACAGCGGAAGGGGAGCAGACAGAAACCGCAGACUCUUCAGUUUGAUGAGCAGACAUUGAGGAAGGCCAGGCGGAGACAGUGGAUUGAGCCUAGAAACUGUACCCGACGUGAUCUGAUAGUGGAUUUUGCAGACAUUGGCUGGAAUGAAUGGAUAAUCUCUCCCAAGUCAUUUGAUGCCUACUACUGUGCAGGUGCUUGCCAGUUCCCAAUGCCACAGUCUUUAAGACCUUCAAACCAUGCUACGAUUCAGAGUAUAGUGAGAGCAGUUGGUGUUGUCCCAGGGAUUCCCGAGCCGUGCUGCGUGCCCGAAGAAAUGUCACCAAUCGUCAUCCUGUUUAUGGACGAGAAUGAAGAUGUGAUUCUCAAAUCCUACCCGAACAUGAAGGUGGAGUCGUGUGCCUGUAGAUAACUGCCACAGUGUGAGGACUGAGUCUGGAGUUGCACUGCUGGAAUUUGUGUUUCUUUUGUUUGUUUUUUUCAUUUUGAAUGAGAAAAGGACAUUUUGAUUAAGUCUUCCAUCAAAUGAAAACUGAAUGGUGCCCUUCUAUGAAAGGAAUUAAAGAAAUAAUUUAUCCUGCUCUUUAUGGAACUUUAUCACCUGUGUUAAAAAAAUGCAGUUCUUUGAAUGGACACUAGCAAAUACUCAGGAUUCUGAGAUCGACAUCUUUUCAGUCCUUAAUGACUGGUAAAUACAAAAUAACAUAGCACUUCAACAGAUAUUGUGUUUUACGGGCUAUUAUGCAGUUUGAUUCUCUUAUUCCCACCAAAAAAAAUUGUGCAAUGAGCAUUUAUCAUAAUGGGUCACUCUUCAUUGCAGUACAAACUUAGGUAAACUUACAAACUCAGCCUUUGAAAUAUAAAGUAGCUUUUGAACCAAAUGCAAAACUAUUUCUAGUAAAAGAUUUUUCAUUUUAUUUGUUGAAUUACAUGAACACAGAAAUGUUCUAUAUCUGAUAUGUUGUUUAAUGUUAUAACAUUUGUGGUCAACCUCAUGCAACAUUUCAAACUGAUGAAGAAGUUCAUACUCAACAGGCAUUGAUUCAGAAAUAUUCAUUGCAGCCAGGUUCAAACAGGCAAACCAUAUCCAAUGGUGCCAGCGCUGUCUUCAGGAAAGGUCUGGGAGCCAAUCCAGCAAUAAUGGAAUUGAUGGUGAGUCAGUCACUUGUGUCACACACCUCUUCACCCUGAAUUGAAUUCAAAUCCAUUCACCUCCCUACCUCUCCGACCCCCUCACUCCCCAAUCCACUACCCAGCACCUCCUGCUCGUCCCUCGCACCCUCCGCCUUACCAUCAGAGGUCGCGCUUUCAGCCACUAUUUCCCCAAACCCUGGAACACUCUCCCUCAAUCCCUCCGCCUUGCCCCCUCUCUCCCCUCUUUCAAUGCAUGCCUGAAAACUUUCCUCCUCAACUGUACUUAUGGCCACCUCGCCUCGGCUCGGAGUCAGGCUACGCCAUUGUUAAGCGCUCUGAGACCCUCCCCUGUGUGCAGGGCGCUAUAUAAGUGCAAGUUGUUGCUGUUGAAGUGACGCCAUUUAACUGGCUCAUGUUGUACUCUUUACCACAAGUCAGAAAAGCAGCAAAGAUAACUCUGAGGCAUGAUACCUACUUACACAACACUAUCAGAUCUGCAAAAAGUAUCCAUCGCAUUCACUCUAAUAAAGUAUAGUCUUGCUCAUAUGAAAAAA
Callorhinchus milii (elephant shark) is the source of this 2685-nucleotide messenger RNA. RefSeq names its product bone morphogenetic protein 3 (gene bmp3). The coding region runs from base 27 to 1409 and encodes 460 amino acids. Gene Ontology annotation, biological process: SMAD protein signal transduction; BMP signaling pathway. Lineage: Eukaryota; Metazoa; Chordata; Chondrichthyes; Chimaeriformes; Callorhinchidae. The transcript has 3 exons. The record is from RefSeq and is a predicted model, not a curated record. Gene Ontology annotation, molecular function: cytokine activity; growth factor activity. Gene Ontology annotation, cellular component: extracellular region.